Molecule: messenger RNA, 3168 nt
Organism: Dipodomys spectabilis (banner-tailed kangaroo rat)
Lineage: Eukaryota; Metazoa; Chordata; Mammalia; Rodentia; Heteromyidae
Gene: Lrfn3
Product: leucine rich repeat and fibronectin type III domain containing 3
Exons: 3
Coding region: 1118-2998 (626 amino acids)
Molecular function (GO): protein binding
Source: RefSeq, a predicted model, not a curated record
UCCAUCCGUCCAUCCAUCCAUCCACCCGCGCCCAGGCCUCGCCCCACCCGGGCCUGGCGCCGGCCCGUGUGCCCUUCCCUCUGCCCACCGCCGCCUCGGAUCCCCCCUCUCCUCCUUUCUGAGCUAGGCCCCUCCUCCGCCACGGCCAGGGAAGCCAGCCGCGUUGGGCCUUGCACCUCGACAUCAGGGUCUUGCACCCCGAGAUUGGAUGAAGAGAUCUGGACCAGCCUGAGAAGCCUGACCCGAGACCAGCCAAGCCACCCUGAGAUCCUGCUGUUGGGACCCUCCCUCCCCACCAAGACCCGGACCCUGAACCCCAGUCAGUGUCUGGGGUUAGAAUCUCGACAUCAGCCCAUAGGACUCCCUCUACCCUGCCCCCUCCCCAAGAUUUGGCAACCGAAUUCCAUUAUUGACAGCGUGGACCCCAAGAUUUGGAGCUGGAACCCCAGGAUUUGAUGAUACCUGAGUUGACCCCCUACCCAGAUUUGGAGCUGAACUCUGAAUUCUCAGCCUGGCUUGGCACCUUGGAAUCUGGGACUUGAUUUCCAAAUCUAUACCCUGGAAACCCACUCUUUGGCAACUGAACCCUGAGAUUUAGGCCUCAGAUUCCAAGAUCUGAAUGCAGGACUUCCAAGGGGGCCUUCACCUAAAUGUGGACCAGAGAAGUCCUAGCUGCAGACCCAAAUCUGCAGCUAGAGACCUCCACAUUUUGAUUGAGCACCCCAAUAUCUGAACGCAGAGUCCCAAUUAUCAAAUCGCAGGAUUGGACUUGGGACUCAUACCUUCAAUUUCCCUUUUUUGGUUUCUGGACAUUGCAAGACUGAAGCUGGGGAGAUUUGACCCUGAAUAACCCAAACUAGGACCUGGCUAUCUCAAACUGGACCCUUAGAGGAUCCCACAGUUGGAAGCCUGGAACCCUAAGUAUCAGAAUCUGGAGACUCCGUGACCACAGAUUUUUAAGCAAGACACUACACUCCCUCCGCAGAGGCUUUGGGGAUGAGGAAGGGCGGUUCUGAUGUCCCCGGCUGGCCACAGAGCCCUGACCUCUGACCCCCUCGGAGCCUGAGGACUCUGCUCCCCCCAGGGUGGCUUCCAACUCAGGCCACCCCUGCCCGCGAUGGCCGUCUUUCCAUUGCUUCUUUGCCUGCUCCCGCUGGCCCCUGCCUCAGCUCCACCUCAGCCAGCCACAUCCAGCCCGUGUCCCCGCCGCUGCCGUUGCCAGACCCAGUCGCUGCCCUUAAGCGUGCUGUGUCCAGGGGCAGGCCUCCUGUUCGUGCCUCCCACCCUGGAUCGCCGGGCAGCCGAGCUGCGCCUAGCGGACAACUUCAUCGCCUCAGUCCGGCGCCGAGAUUUGGCCAACAUGACGGGCCUGCUCCACCUGAGCCUGUCCCGAAACACCAUCCGCCAUGUGGCAGCCGGUGCCUUCGCCGAUCUCCGGGCCCUGCGCGCUCUGCACUUAGAUGGGAACCGGCUGACCUCGCUGGGCGAGGGGCAGCUGCGUGGCCUGGUUAACUUGCGCCACCUCAUCCUGAGCAACAAUCAGUUGGCAGCCCUGGCGGCUGGUGCCUUGGACGACUGCGCUGAGACGCUGGAGGAUCUCGAUCUUUCUUACAACAACCUGGAACAGCUACCUUGGGAGGCUUUGGGCCGCCUGGGCAACGUCAAUACGUUGGGCCUCGAUCAUAAUCUGUUGGCUUCCGUGCCUGCUGGAGCCUUUUCCCGCCUCCACAAGCUGGCCCGGCUGGACAUGACCUCUAAUCGUUUGACCACCAUCCCGCCGGAUCCUCUCUUCUCACGUCUACCCUUGCUGGCCAGGCCCCGGGGUUCACCGGCCUCGGCCCUAGUGCUGGCCUUUGGUGGCAACCCUCUCCACUGCAAUUGUGAGUUGGUGUGGCUGCGGCGCCUGGCCCGGGAGGACGAUCUCGAAGCUUGUGCCUCGCCCCCGGCUCUGGGAGGCCGCUACUUCUGGGCAGUGGGAGAGGAAGAAUUUGUAUGUGAACCCCCCGUAGUGACCCACCGAUCGCCCCCUCUGGCUGUACCCGCAGGCCGGCCAGCUGCCCUGCGCUGCCGGGCAGUUGGGGAUCCAGAGCCCCGAGUACGAUGGGUGUCACCCCAAGGCCGCUUGCUGGGCAACUCCAGCCGGGCCCGGGCCUUCCCUAAUGGAACGCUGGAGCUGCUAGUCACCGAACCGGGCGAUGGCGGUGUGUUCACCUGCAUUGCUGCCAAUGCGGCUGGUGAGGCCACAGCGGCUGUGGAGCUGACCGUGGGGCCCCCUCCACCCCCUCAGCUAGCCAAUAGCACCAGCUGCGACCCCCCGCGGGACGGGGAUCCUGAUGCCCUCACCCCGCCGUCCGCCGCCUCUGCCUCGGCGAAGGUGGCCGACACCGUGCCGCCUACUGACCGCGGCGUCCAGGUGACUGAGCACGGGGCCACCGCGGCUCUAGUGCAGUGGCCGGAUCAGAGGCCCAUCCCGGGCAUCCGCAUGUAUCAGAUCCAGUACAACAGCUCGGCGGAUGACAUCCUUGUCUACAGGAUGAUCCCAGCGGACAGCCGCUCCUUUUUGCUGACUGACUUGGCGUCAGGCCGGACCUAUGAUUUGUGUGUAUUAGCAGUGUAUGAGGACGGAGCCACUGGGCUGACGGCCACGCGGCCCGUGGGCUGUGCCCGCUUCUCCACCGAGCCUGCUCUACGGCCCUGCGGGGCCCCACACGCGCCUUUCUUGGGGGGCACCAUGAUCAUCGCCUUGGGGGGCGUCAUCGUGGCCUCUGUCCUGGUCUUCAUCUUCGUGCUGCUCAUGCGCUACAAGGUGCACGGGGGCCAGCCCCCCGGCAAGGCCAAGACCACCGCACCGGUCAGCAGUGUUUGCUCACAGACCAAUGGCGCCCUAGGCCCCACGCCAGCGGUGCCCACUUCUGAGCCCACUGCACCCAGGGCCCACACGGUGGUCCAGCUGGAUUGCGAGCCCUGGGGGUCCAGCCAGGAACCUGCGGGACCCUAGCUGGGCAGCCAUCUCUGCUGGCUGGCUUUGGCCCCCACACGGACAGCAGGACUCGGAUCCCACGAGGGACCUAGCCUCAGACUCACCAAAAUUGCUCACGGUUUUUAAAAACUCGGAUGGGGAGGGCUUCCGGGGCACCAGGGCACAACAAGAAAGUCCUAUUUUUCUAA